This is a messenger RNA of Cladocopium goreaui, 813 nucleotides long. Lineage: Eukaryota; Dinophyceae; Suessiales; Symbiodiniaceae. The record is from the annotation of a GenBank genome assembly.
AUGCGUUCUGAUCUUGAUGAAACUUCAGAGGAUGAAUUGUUAGACCUUCUCACCUGUCACCGACCAGCUUCUCUUGGGCCAUAUGCAUGGGAGCGGCCGUCAGCCGAUGUGCAUCAGAACCGGAAGGUUGACCAUGGACACCCAGUGCACCCCACGAAAGAUGGCCACAUGAUUUUGGAGGUGAAGCAUGCAGUUGGUGGAUACCACGUCACACCACGUGAUGAGUUUCUACUUCAUGAUGAGUUGAAACUUCUGAGUCGAUCACGGGAUGUCUUUGGAAAAAUUUCCAUGGACCCCUGUAUGUCCUACAGGUUACCAAAACCAGGAUGUACCGCUGGAAGGGUGUUGGAACACUCCAUUACAACCAUCAAUCGUUUCCUGGAGAAGUAUUCACCGAUGACGUUUAAGCUGGGGAUAACACAUGAUGCCCACCAUCGAUGGUAUUGUCCAAUGUACGGGUACCAGCACUCCAAGGAUCGUUUUGACAGACUCCAUGUAGUAUAUGCAGCGUCAAAUCCUUAUUCUCCUGCUAUGCUAGAAGCAGCCCUCAUCGACCGCUUUAAGAGUAUCCGAGGAUGCAAGAAUGUGCUGACUGGCGGCGAUCGAGCUGGCAGUGAUUUUGACGGCGCCACUUGCAGAAGCCAGAUUCUCACAGCCCAGGCUGUGGUUCAGGACAUUGGUCAGGCCUUUGGACCCGACUUGCUGGGGUUGGCCGUGAUGAGCAUUCAACAGCUCGAGCUCUCUGGGCAGAGUUUUGGGAACGGUAUCGAGUGGUUCAACCGCAUUUCCAGUUGUUUGACAUGGACGGGAUAG